Messenger RNA from Saprolegnia diclina VS20, 2085 nucleotides. RefSeq lists its product as hypothetical. NCBI's taxonomy places the organism in Eukaryota, Oomycota, Saprolegniomycetes, Saprolegniales, Saprolegniaceae. The coding region runs from base 1 to 2085 and encodes 694 amino acids. Gene Ontology annotation, cellular component: plasma membrane. The record is from RefSeq and is a predicted model, not a curated record. The transcript has a single exon. Gene Ontology annotation, molecular function: oxidoreductase activity.
AUGCUGGGUGCAGUGCUCUUUGUUGCGCUGACCCUGAUUCGCCGCGUGUACGGCGACGACGCCGGGUGCACGUCGCCAGCAUUUCUCGCCGUGCCGCUCGUGCCGUUAGAUACGUCUCUCUCCAUGCGCAGCCUCGUCGUCGACAGCGCCAGCGUCUGCAUUCAGCUCAUCUUGAAGGCGCCGGCGUCGUGGGUCUCGGUUGCCCUCUCCUCCUCUCCGUCCAUGGUCACGUCGCCGUUCACGCGCGCUGUUGUCUUUGACACGAGCUUUGCGCAACCCAAAGUAUUUGCGAUGCAAGGGUACGCGCCGAGCCAAAUGGUCGCGGCACCGACGCCGUCGAUCUCGCUGCUGAGCGCGUUGUCGGCCAACGAUGUGGUCUCGCUGACGUUCCGACGUCCGCUCGUCUUUUCUUACGAAGGCGACGUCACCAUUCACGUCGACAAUGGCAACUCCAACAUUCUCAACUGGGCGUACGCCUCAUCUCCGUGGCCGGCGAUCCAUAGCGCAAGGGGCUCGGCCACUGUCAAGUUUACGACCAAAGCCGAGGCGCCGAGCACAGUUGUGACCACCGAGUCGGCUCUGCGGUUGACACCCGACACGACGGUCGUCACGGUCGCUUCCGUCAUCUCGAUGAUCAUGCUCGGGCUUAUAGCGACACAUUUUGGCAAUUGGCGCUGGGUGAACCAUCGGGGCUUGUUGCCGCCGCCUCGACGCCGCUCGAUGCUGACCGCACUACUGAUGCCGCUUGUCGACUUGAAGGUGGGCGAGGGUAUCAUUGUGCUCAUCUACUUGGCGUGUCUCGUGCUCGUCUCGUCGUCGGUCCACGCCAACUUUGCCGACGCGCCGUCGCUUCGUCGGUGGAGCCUCGCGUCUGGGCACCUCUGCCUCGUGCACAUCAUGUUGCUGCUGCUCCCGGUUGCCCGCGGCCAGCACUGGGAAGUCUUCUUUGGCAUUUCUCAUGAGCGCAUCCUCAAGUUUCACCGGUGGCUCGGCCGGCUCAGCAUACUCUUUGGCGUCUGGCACCUCUUGGCCUCGACGCAGAACGGGGCGUCCAUCACAGCGGCCGGUCCGUUUGGUUCGCAGCAAGUGUCGCCUGUGAAUGGCUUUGGUGCACUCGUCGUGUUUGCGACGCUGGGACUCUCGGCGAUGUUGCGUCGCCGGUUCUACGCCCUCUUUUACUACUACCACCGAAUCGCGUCGAUCGUUGGAUUGGUGCUCCUGCUUUUGCAUGCGACUGCAGUGCGCUACGCGCUCAUCUUCCCCCUUGGCAUCUACCUCUUGAGCGGCCUCGGGCGGCUGCGCGGCUUGUACCUCAACAAGUUCCAUGCAUCGAUCCACGUCCAUGGACAAAACACGGUGACGUUUGAGCUCCCGGCCACCGAGACGACGCGGGCGUGGGCCGACCGGCUCCACGCCGGUGCCUUCUUUUACAUCAACAUCCCGAGCAUCUCGGCGGUUGCGUGGCAUCCGUUCUCGGCGAUCGUGACGCCGGACGGCGACUCGAUCGGGUUUUGCAUGAAGUCGUUUACAAAAGGGCGGUUCGUCGACGCUGUUUGGGUCCGCGCCCACCAAACGCUUCAAGACAAUGCGUUCUUCGUCCUCGACAGCCACCAGUCGGCGCCGUCGAUGCUUGUUCGCGUCGAGGGCCCGUACGGCCGCGCCAGCGUCAAUGUCGACAAGUACGACGCCGCGGUGCUCAUCUGUGGCGGCAGCGGCAUCACGCCGAUGCUGAGCCUCAUCAACAUGGAGCGCCGACGCUCGGACGGCCCUAAGCUCUUUUUACACUGGGUCGUCAAGGACCCCAAUGACCUCCUCUGCGUCGACAAGCUCAUGUUUCCGCUGCCGUCCAACGUCAGCGCCAAGUUUUACGCCGGACCGACACCCGGUGGCAUCCGCAGCAAGAGCGGGACGACGGUCAGCUAUGGGAAAGGCCGGCCUGUCAUUGACGAGGUCCUCAACAACGAGAAAUUCGCCGGCAAGCGCGUGUGCGUCUUGGCGUGUGGCCCGCCGAGUCUUGUCGCCGAUGUACAGUACCAAGCGCACCGCUGCGGCUUUGACUUUCACAAGGAAGUCUUUUUGUUUUAA